AUGGCACCUUCAACCUCAGUCAACCAAGUCCCGGAUGCGGACACCUCUACCGUCAAACACACAAACGGCAAUGGCGUCCCGCCCAGCUCCACCGACGCGCUUUCACAAAAGCAGGACAGGACCAAGACCAUAGAGGUCAAGGGCCUUCCCCACCUCCAGAAGUUCGAAGACCCGUACCAGCAGCGUCAGUAUCUCAAAGAGCGGCUGGCACUGGGAUUCCGUAUUUUCGCAAAGAACGGCUUCGACGCUGGCGUCGCAGGCCACAUCACAGUUCGGGAUCCCGUUGAGCCGCACACAUUCUGGCUGAACCCGUUCGGCGUCGCCUGGCCACUCCUCAAGGCAUCUGACCUGAUCCGCGUGGAUGAGAAAGGCGAGGUAGUCGAAGGUGGUCCCGUCAGACUCUUGAACACGGCCGCAUACAUGAUUCACCACGCAGUCCACGAGGCCCGCCCAGAAAUCAACUGCGUAGCCCACUCCCACUCCCUCUACGGCCAGGCCUUCUCCGCCUUGGGCCGCAACCUCGACAUCACCACCCAGGACACCUGCGCCUUCUACAACGACAUCGUCCUCUACAAUACCUUUGGUGGCAUCGUCCUCGGCAAAGAAGAGGGCCUGCGCAUCGCCGCCGCACUGGGCGACAAGAAGGCCGCUAUUCUGCAGAACCACGGCCUCAUCACGUGCGGCAAGAGCGUUGAGAGCUGCGUCUACUGGUUCCUCAGUCUCGAGCGCUGCUGCCACCAGCAGCUCCUCGCCGACGCCGCGGCAGGUGGCAGGGGCCACGAGACGGUCAAGGUUGACCCGGAGGAUGCCGAGUACACUUACAAGUCCGUCGGACCGGAGUUGGCGGGUUGGUUCUCGGGGAAGCCGACUUUUGACAUGAUGGAGCACGAGUCGGGUGAGGAGUAUAAGCUGUAA
Molecule: messenger RNA, 915 nt
Organism: Colletotrichum orchidophilum
Lineage: Eukaryota; Fungi; Ascomycota; Sordariomycetes; Glomerellales; Glomerellaceae
Product: class II Aldolase and Adducin domain-containing protein
Exons: 3
Coding region: 1-915 (304 amino acids)
Cellular component (GO): cytoskeleton
Molecular function (GO): actin filament binding
Source: RefSeq, a predicted model, not a curated record